Molecule: messenger RNA, 781 nt
Organism: Asterias rubens (European starfish)
Lineage: Eukaryota; Metazoa; Echinodermata; Asteroidea; Forcipulatida; Asteriidae
Exons: 4
Coding region: 58-603 (181 amino acids)
Source: RefSeq, a predicted model, not a curated record
ACAAAACGCGACAACAAUACAAGCGUGCGCGGAAGCUCAUCAUUCUGAUCACAAAAGAUGUUCCAGUUUUUAGCGGGAUUAGUUUCUAGGUCUUUCACUACAAAAAUGAUGUCACUUCUAAUGAUGCUAUCCACCAGUAUUAUUCUUUCUUCACAAGUUUCUGCUCUGGAGUGCCACACAUGUGCUGAUCUUUCUCGUCACAUUGGACAAUCAUCAUUAGAAUGUGAAGCAUCUUACCUUAAGAACCACACCAGCGAGCUCUUACAAGGAUGUGCAGUUCCUCCCUCUGGAUUCACGACCCGCUGUACUAAAUUUGGUGGCGAGGCUAAACACAAAAAAUCAGCUGGAUCAAGUGUACUAGUGGAUGGUGUCUCCAGGGGAUGUGGACUAUUCAAGGAGUCCUCUAUACCAGAAAACAAAUGUUAUGUUGGAGAAGAGGCUAAUCCCUGGCUGCCUUAUCUAGUACCUAGCUCAGAUGGUGCUACGGUCAAUGGAGUAAUCUGCUUCUGUGAGGGCUCUGGCUGUAAUGGUGUAGCCUUCCUCAAGCCGUUUUCAUGGUUGUUCCUCAGUGCACUCACUAUGUUGUGUGUAUUACUAAGGUAGAAUGUGUUACUCUUUCUUUCUAUUCGUUUUGUGUACAUGUAUCUUGACACGAUACUUAAUUAGCCUUAAUUUGAGCAAAAAUUUCGCAGGAUUAGGCAUGUAGUUUCAUCAUUAAAGGGACACGUUGCCUUGGAUCGGACGAGUUCGUCUUAAACAAAAGCAUUUGUAACCGUUUGUU